UGGUCAGAGGCACAAUGUGUAUGUGCACACUGUGUUUGUGUGUGUUUAUGUUUGUGUGCGUAACGUAUGUGUAAUGGACGGCUUGUAUUCUGAGAGCAAAGACCACAGGAGGCCAGAGAUCUGAUAAACCUUACCUGCCUUUUCUAAAUUAUUACCACAAAAAUGUCCUUGGGCUAAUGGAAACCUUUGUUUAAGUUAUUUUUAAAGGAGAGAAUCCUCAAAAUAGAAUGGAUCUGAGAGCUAAACAUGGUUUGGCGCUGCUGGAGCAGCUCAAUCGCAUGCGAGAAGAUGAGCAACUCACAGAUGUUGUGCUUGUUGCUGAAGGUGUCAGUUUCCCAUGCCACCGUGCUGUUCUUGCUGCAUUCAGCCCCUACUUCCGUGUUAUGUUCACCUGCGGCCUGCGUGAGAGCACCCACCGUCAGAUUGUACUGAGGGACAUGCCAGCUCAGAGCUUAGCCCUCCUGCUGGACUACAUGUACAGUUCCAAACUCCCACUGUCCCCAGACAAUGUGCAGGGCAUCUCUGUUGCUGCCUUCCUACUGCAGAUGGAUGACGUUUUUGGGCGCUGUCAAAUCUACAUGACAGCCAACAUGGAUGCCUCAAACUGCUUGGGCAUUUAUUACUACGCUCGGGACUUGGGGGCUGAGGAUCUGGCUGACCAGGCCCAGCGCUACCUCCGGCAACACUUCACUGAGGUGUGUCUAAGUGAGGAGGUGCUGGAACUGGAGGCCCACCAGCUAGGGGCACUGCUGGCCUCAGAUGACCUUAAUGUGACACGGGAGGAGACCAUUCUUGAUGUGGUGCUACGAUGGGUAAAACAUAGCUCGGUUGGUGCAGGCCUGGAAGAAGAACACCGUGUCAAUCAUCUCCCUGAACUCUUGAAAAAGGUACGACUUCCUUUGGUUAGUGCAGGUUACCUGAAGGAGACCAUGCGACGGAACACACCACUGCUGUCUGAUGCAGAAUGCUUGCAGAUGAUGGAGGAUGUGUUGGAAGCGACAGGAGCACAUCCACAUGCUCCACCCCGUCGACUGAAACUACGCUAUGGCAUGGAGACCACUGACUUACUCCUAUGCAUCGGCAAUGACACUGGAGGUAUACGGUCACGCUACGGUAGCUAUUCGGACCAUUGCUUCUGCUAUGCUCCUAUCACUGGUCGCACAUUUUUCAUCACGUCCCCUCGCUAUGGUGAUGCUCUUGGAUAUGUCUGUGCUGGGGUUGUCACUGAAGGGAAUGAUAUUAUUGUGGCAGGAGAGUUAGGAGCACGAAGAAUGGCAAGACAUAAAGACAGGAAUGUUGAGAUUUUCAAGUAUAACCAGGAUGCUCAGGGUAGCUGGAAGCACCUGGGUUCAGCAGAAUAUCGUGAUUCAUAUGCACUGAGCUCCCUGAAUGAUAACUUGUACCUCAUUGGAGGUCAAAUGAAGCUAAAGAACCAGUACCUCAUCACAAAUAGUGUUGACCGCUGGUCAUUGCAAGGCGGUCCUUGGCACAGUGCUGCACCUCUACCUAUGCCCUUGGCGUAUCACAGCGUAGUCCGGAUGAAAAGGCGCCUUUAUGUGCUUGGAGGACGGACCCCACAGACAUACCGUGCAGAUGAGGAGCCUGACCGUAUGAGUAACCGCCUGCUUGAGUAUGACCCAGAGACCAACAAAUGGAAUGAGCUCUGUCCAAUGAAAUACUCUAAAUAUCGCUGCUGUGCAGUUGCACUCAAUGGGGAAAUCUAUGUUCUAGGUGGUAUUGGAUGUGAGGGCGUAGAUCACGGGCAGUCACGCCGCUGUCUUGAUGCAGUAGAGAUCUAUAGCCUUGAUGGAGAUUUCUGGAGAGAUGGCCCUCCUUUACCAUGGCCUCUUCUCUCACUGAGAAGCAAUGCACCAAAUGCUGGUGUGGUGGAUGGAAAGCUGUAUGUUUGUGGCUACUACAAAGGAGCAGAUCGGCAUGACAUUAUCACCAAGGACAUCCUGCAGUUGGAUCCAUGGGAAAAUGAGUGGACUGUUGUGGUAAAGCAGGCUGUAAUGCAUGACAGUUAUGACGUAUGUCUAGUGUCAAACCUUAACCCCCGAGGACUUAUGCGCCCUCCUGCUGACUUAGUUGAUGAAUAACAAAUCUAUUUACGUCUAUUAAAAAACAAACCUGCCGUCAUAGAUUUGACCUUUGAGAAGAUUAGUAGAGAUCUAAGAUGUAAAUAGAUAUUUUUGUUGUUUUCUUAAAUACUUAAGUGCCACUGAAACUGCAUUUAUUUUAUAUAAACAAUGUUAGUACACUUGUGUUGAGUAACUCUUACAUUUUGGCCUAAUUCUGUCUGAAAAUGUAAUUCCUUGUCAUAUUAAACAGCUGACAAUCUCAA
This is a messenger RNA of Electrophorus electricus (electric eel), 2344 nucleotides long. It is a transcript of the gene kbtbd12, whose product is annotated as kelch repeat and BTB (POZ) domain containing 12. Gene Ontology annotation, molecular function: protein binding. The record is from RefSeq and is a predicted model, not a curated record. Lineage: Eukaryota; Metazoa; Chordata; Actinopteri; Gymnotiformes; Gymnotidae.